Mastomys coucha (southern multimammate mouse) is the source of this 3048-nucleotide messenger RNA. RefSeq lists its product as uncharacterized. The record is from RefSeq and is a predicted model, not a curated record. NCBI's taxonomy places the organism in Eukaryota, Metazoa, Chordata, Mammalia, Rodentia, Muridae.
CAGAAUCUGUCCUUCCCAUUGGCUACUGACUGAUUUAUGACAUCACUAUCCCUCUUAGCCUACCAACACCUGGUAGAAUCCUGGGGUUUCCAAGGGAUUGCCUGUAAACAAAUUUGGAUCAUUACAGGUAACCUGUGACCAGUGACCAGUGAGCUCUCUCUGAUACUGGACACACUCGCUAUUUUGGUCAGAUUAUCGAACAAAGACCACCAUUUAUCUGGCUCAGUUGUAGAGUGGAGUACAGUUACUUCCCCUACAGAGGCCCCCAACCAUGUCAGAAAAUUUCCCAGCUUCACCUCGCUUUGGGACAGAAAGGUCUCUGCAGCCUUCUCUGCCUCUGCUGAGCAACUCCACACACUCAGGAAGGGUGUACAAUACCUCCAGGAUCUCUACCCCAGAUGUGAGUUCAGCAUGGCUUCUGCCAUCAUCACACAACACUUCUCUCCAGCCACUCAUGGGUAACGCUGAUCUUAACCCACAUGCUGGAACAACCAUGCUGACAGUGCUGACUGAGCCAGGACAGAUCUCCACCUUGGCAUCUUCCUAUCAAGGUGCUCUCAAGUGGGAUUUCACUGGAAGCACAGGUGGGAGGGAAGAUGCACUCCAGAAAUUCAAUAUGACUAACAUUGACCAGGACACUACGCUUUCCUCCCUGGUUGUGACAAACCAAUGUGAUAAAAUUUUAGAUCCUAAUGCCAUAGUUCCUUUCUAUCCAACGAUAUCUGCCAGCUUUGUCCAGGUCACACCUCCACAGAUGCCAAAUCAAGGAUACAGCCUGGUACCUUCCUACCAGGAGGGUAGCCAGGUCUAUUACUAUGAGCACAACAGCCUGGGCCCUCUUAUAAUUGGAGAAUUUGGACAGUGUUUGCAGGUCCAUGGCUCUGUGUCCUACCCUGGGAGUCAGAUCUCUGCAAUCCAACCAGAAAUGGUGAUGGUGCUAAAGGAGAUUCAGCCAAGGAAUGUCCAAAUACCACUCUUUACCUCUGCCUUCUCCUAUUCUACAUCUGGUCAAUUCAUGCCAGACAACAGUCUUCCAGUGGUUCAAAUGGAGACGUCCCUGGGAUUGUCACCUUCAGGGCAGAUACAAUGUCAGCUCCAGAGUCCAGAACUCUGCAACACCUUUACCCAGGUUUCUGAGACAAUUCUACCAACUGACAAUGGGGACAGAGCAUUAGCAGCGCCCAUCCACAGUCCUUCAGAAUUGGCCUUGCCUCCAGCUCUGAGUCUAAAAGAAACAGAGAACAAAAAUAUCACUAAGAUGAAAGACGAGUUUUUAAAGACUCUGGAAGCCUAUGAGGGCACAAAAGGAAACCAAGACACACCAGUCAUGACUUUGAAACAUCCUGACUUGCAGCAGCCUCUGCACUGCACUGAUAGUGAGAGUCUAAAGCAGAAGCCUGCUUCUGAUAGUGCCCAUUUGGGAGACACCAGCAUGGGUCCAAAUAAGCUUGUAGGACUAGAAAAUGAGAUUGGAUACAGCUUUGACUUUAAAGACAUCACUACACUGGAGUCAGACAUUCAGCUUCCCCAACUCCUCAACAUGCUCACAGACAUAGACCAGGAUCAGUCCUGUGAAAACUGGAGAGUCAUUAAUAGUUGCUCUGACCAGGUGAGGAAGAAUAAACAUACAUUCUCUGAGCUGCUUGAGGGAGUUCCUCAGGCCAAAAUCCAGCACUGUGACCUGGUAGAGGGAGAAGAGGCUGUAGGUGUUGCUGGAGCUAGUGACAGGGAUUUUGAAAACAUGGCAAAGUGCCUAGCUGGCAAAGCUGCCAAAGUGCCCACCAGCAAGAAUAGAAGAGUCAGAAGACAGCGGCAAGAAAGACCAAAUGGACCAGAGAACAAUGCUAAGAAAACUGAAGAGCUUAAGCAGUCAAGGAACAGAGUCAAAGCAGAAGAGAAGCCCACCUUCUCCAAGACCAAUAGGAAGAGGAAUCCGCCUGAGAGCAGUCAUAACAGCUUCAAGAAGCCUCGAACCCACCUUGGCAUGCACAUGCUGGAGUCUGUGCAGGUCUUCCACCCACUGGGGAAGAAGAGUGGGAAGAAUGAGAAGAAAACUGGCAUCUCCUCCUUUGGGGGUCUAAAAACCUUCACCAGCAACAAAGAUCCAGGCUCAGGCCCAGUUAAUACAACAGUGCUAAACAUGCCAGGUGAGGGCCAGUGUCCUCCUAAAAGUUCAGGGAAGGUUCAGAGAGCAGAGAGCAGAGUGGACAAAGAUUGUCUAUCUCUAUCCCAGUAUGAGCUGCCCCCAGUUGGGAAGGUCAAAUUAGUACCUCUGCCUUCUCCAACCCUUGACAAGCCUCAACCCAGACCUGCUUCUAGAAAGUCCCUUUCCCUGGCUUUAUGCAGGCCCACUGGGACGUACCCUGUGCAGCCUCACUCUCACUCAUCUCAACCUACCACACUCAGGCCAGCCCAACCACCUCCUGUCAGCACUUCUUUGAUGGCCUCUGCCAAGACAGCUCCUCCAAUUUCCUCCAGUGCCACACAACCUAAUGUAAACAACCCCAUCCAGUCUAGUGCUGCACCCCAGUUGUCCACCUCAAGGCCUGCACCACACAGAGCAUCAUCUAACACUUCAUUCCAGAGAGAGCUUGUUACUGAUGCCAGGAACAAGAUGCAAUCACCUCCCAAACCUCAAACCCAAUAUCUGCUGCAAGACUUCAGCCGCCAAUCCAUUCCAUGGAGGAAAGUUGACAUUCUGGGACCAGUUGUCUCACAGCCCAUCACAAAAGAGCAGAGGCCAGAGAGGGAGGCCAUGAAGAAGCAGGCACAACAGCAGCAUGAGAAUGCUGCCAAGAACCCUUCAACUGGAAAACUCCAGGUUUUCCUUCAGAGGGAGUAGGAUAUGGAAAUUUCUCUAUAUUAUGGCUAUGCAAUGUAAGAGCUGCCAAGAUCUUUGUAACAAAGUGUUUUUUGACAUACACUUGAUGUUAAGUUGGUCAUUUUAUUCUAAUGUUUUCUUCACUCUGGUGAUUUAGUUUUAAUUGUAUUCUAUAUGAAAUUAAACUUAAGAAAUAUUUAUUUAAUAUUAAAUCAAUUGAGAAAAUG